Durotheca rogersii is the source of this 1048-nucleotide messenger RNA. RefSeq lists its product as uncharacterized. The transcript has 2 exons. Bases 186 to 1001 code for a protein of 271 amino acids. NCBI's taxonomy places the organism in Eukaryota, Fungi, Ascomycota, Sordariomycetes, Xylariales, Xylariaceae. The record is from RefSeq and is a predicted model, not a curated record.
UAGAGCCGACAGAAAGAUAGGACACAGAGAGAGUGUGAGAGAGCCGGUCAGAGAAAAUAGGAGGAAGAAGAACAGAAGAAGGAAGGGAAAAGAAAAAAAACAAGGAGGCGGAAACCGAGGGACCAAUUGAGGAGAGAGAAGAGAGAAACAGAGUCGCGUCGCCGACAGAAUAACCCUCGAUCAUCAUGUCGGCCUCGUCCUCGACACCUCGCAGCCGGAGCCCGCAGACCGCGGCCAACACUCGCGUGUCCUCAGACCACGUCGUCGCGAUACAUAGCGACCGGUCGACGAUAUACAGCUGCUCAUGCGAGAAAUGCGAAAACGGUGGCAGCACCCACAGCAGCGCUGGCGGCGCCGGAGGUAGCGGAAGCAGCAGCGGCGGCAGCAGCAGCAGCCACGACGCCGGCGCGACGCGGAUCGACGUGCCCCUAAUCGCCAUACCGCGGCUCUUCAACGCGAUCCUGGGCUUCGCGACGGUGACCCGGAUACACACCACGAUCGAGGCCGGCUGGUGGCCGUGGGAGCACAAGGUGCUCUUCUCGCUCUGCUGGCUGACCCUGUUCUGGAACCUCUCCCACGGCCUGUGCAGCAUACUCGGCUACGCCUACUGGCCGUCGCCGCGGCGCACCGUCGGCCUGCCUCCCAUCACCCUGGCCGUCAACGGCCGGACCAUCGUCUCCUUCGGCGGGCCCGACGAGGACGACGGCGCGCGUCGCCGCCGCACCAAGCGCAUACAGUUCACCAUCAUCGACCUGCUGCUCGCCAUCCCCACCCUCGGCUUCCUCGUCUACUCGGUGCACAUCAUGUACCCGUGGUGGGGAUCCAGGUACGUCGGCCUCUGGUCGCCGACCAUAGGCUUGAUCGCCUCGCUUGUCUCCUUCGAAUUCAUCGUCGCCUUCUUCCAGCUCUUCCAAUUCUUCGAGGCCAAGGUCGUCGGGAUCCAAUUGACGAUGCAAGACAUAUACGAGAGGGACCACCCCGUCGGGCGGUUGCAAUUAUAGGGCGCGAACGAUCCCAAGUUGCUAACGAUCCCUGCCUCCCUCUUGCU